Molecule: messenger RNA, 1914 nt
Organism: Durusdinium trenchii
Lineage: Eukaryota; Dinophyceae; Suessiales; Symbiodiniaceae
Source: the annotation of a GenBank genome assembly
UUUUGUUUUGAAGGAAUACCACUUUGAGUCCACCUGUCAUGGCGAAUGAUGUGGGUCUCGUGGUGGCAGCUGCCCCAUAUGGAGGACUUGGCACCGGACGCCGCAGAAGAGGAGCCUUCUCCGAGGCCGUGCUGCUUCCAUCAUCUUCCUCUUCACAGCUCCAUGGUCGCGAAGCAGUUGGCGAGGCAUGCCGAGAUGGCGCCAGCAACGCCACAGAGUUUCACCCUGCAAGUGAAGCAGAUAGCCAAGAACUUCCGAAGAUCGGAACGCAGCUGUUUGCACCAGAGUCCACGUGUUGCAAUUGCUGGAUCGCCUGGAGUAUGCUGUUGGCCUACCUCCAGGCGGAGAACUGGCCACAAGACAUGCGACGAGGCCACUGCAGCAAGAACAUGCCUCAAUCAGAGGAGGACCAGACAUCAGCUGGUCCUCCAAAGGAACAGGUUGCCCUGAUGCUUCUGUUUGGAGCAGGGAACGCCUGGAGCAGUGUCUUGGGCUUUUGCGAGCACCUGGAGGUGGCGGCAGCCGUGCCAUGCUGCAGUGAAACUGCUGCAGGAUCACGGGAUGGACGUGGCCGGCUUCUCACCGGCUCAGCUUCCUUGCCGGGAUCCAUUGCCUUGAGACACCUUGACAGGAUCUCACCACAUCUCCUAGUGAGGCUUGCUAUCCCAAGUUUGGCUUCUGGAUCUGAAGGUGAAGCAGUUCUCAGAAUGCUGGCUGCAAUGAGGGAUCAGCUCACAGCCUUAAAGGAAGUUUGUGUGCACAUUGCUCCACCCCGGCUGCCACGGGUCACCGGGGAAACCCGUGCCACCCGCAGUGAAGCCGUCUCAGUUCUGGCUGGUGCACUGUCUGCCGCCUUGCCGUGGUGGCUGGACUCAUUUCAAGCGAAUCUGCGGGGAGGGUGUUUGUUGGCUGGAGAUAGUGUGCUGGCAGAUUUGGUGGGUGCGAUACCCAAACACCUCACCCGCCUUGGCUUGGAUCUGAACCACUUCAGCUCGACCGAUGCACAAGCAGUGGCAAGAUGUUUACCAUCAAGUCUGCGGGAGCUUCGCCUCCUUUUCCACGGCCGCUCCUUUGCAUGGCUGGGUUCUGGUGUGGAAAGCAAUGGCACGGAGGAGCUUGCAUCCGCACUUCCAGCAAGCCUGGAAAAACUGCAUUUGAUGCUAGAGUCAUCAGCUGCUGGGGCUUCCCUGCUAUGCCAGGCUUUGCCUCCCAACUUGGUUCACUUAGCUCUGGACUUGCAGAUGACACUGGCGCGCAGGGAGACGGAGGUUCUGCGGCUGUCAGAGGCCCUGGCAGCAGCCCUUCCCCGGCAACUCAUGGUGCUCCAGCUUCGGCUCACUGACUUUAACCUGAGCUUGGAGGAAUUGAGGAUCUUGUCAAAAGCUUUGCCAGAGUCUUUGACAGACCUUCGCUUGGACAUUUGCUGCCGUGAUGUUGGUGACGAUGGUGCCAGUGCGCUAGCGUCCAGUCUUCCACAAGGACUCGAGUGCCUGAUGCUCUGUCUUCGAGACUGGCGCUUCUCAGCGGUCGGUGCGCGGGUGUUGGCCAGUGCCAUUCCGGAGAAUCUCCGGCGCCUCAAGCUGGCCUUUUCGAGCAGCCCGAUCGGUGCAAGCGGCGCGAGAGCGCUGACCGCACAUCUUCCGACAACGCUAUCUUGCAUGAACCUCUCUUUGAGGCAUUGCAGCCUUGGCCGUGAUGGCGAGCAAGCUUUGAAACCAUUGGCCCGACGGUGGAAUGCUCUGCCCAACAGCUGGGUCCGGGUCUACGAGAAGACGGCGCUCAGCGUCGCCGAGCCCUCGGUCCCCCGCCGUUCCCGCCGUUCCCGCACCGCGGCGGGUGGCGACGCACCACGCGGCGACCCGGCCGAGGGGCUGCGGCAUUGCAGCGAGUGGGACCUGUGGGAUCGCCCGUGAA